This is a messenger RNA of Symbiodinium sp. CCMP2456, 546 nucleotides long. The record is from the annotation of a GenBank genome assembly. NCBI's taxonomy places the organism in Eukaryota, Dinophyceae, Suessiales, Symbiodiniaceae.
AUGGCGGGCAACUCUCCAACAUCACCCCUACCGGGUGUGACACGGGGAGGUGCAAAAGCUGCCCCUAUUGGAAGCUUAGGCAGCAUCACCAUCCACUCUCCUCUCGGCUCCGUGACCAAUGGCGGCGCUUUUGCCAGCGGUCACUUCAAAGUCACGCCCCAUGGCCAGCGACGCCGUUGGGCAGACAUGACCCCAGUUGAGAUGUGGCCAGCCACUCCGAGCCCCGGGGCUGGGCCAGAAGCCCUGCACAGUUUCGGCGUGCCCGCCGCCAAUGCAACGCCCACCUCCCCAUCGACAGUGCCACCGCAGGCUUUCCCUGCAUACACAGUGACCUCUCAGCCACAGAGCCAGCCGCAGCAUGCCCCACCAUCUCACAUGCAAGUGCACCCAGCGCCCGCACCUGUGCAAGCGGUACCUGCAGCGGCCUCGAUUCCGGCGCCGUUCCCGGGUGGUGUGAUCCCGGCGGGUAUGCCAGCAGUCCCAAUGCCUGGCAUGCCGAUGCCCAUGCCAGUGCAAGGACUUCCCGAAAGCCUUUUAUCGCCCUGA